Molecule: messenger RNA, 528 nt
Organism: Impatiens glandulifera
Lineage: Eukaryota; Viridiplantae; Streptophyta; Magnoliopsida; Ericales; Balsaminaceae
Exons: 2
Coding region: 1-528 (175 amino acids)
Source: RefSeq, a predicted model, not a curated record
AUGGAAGGCAGUAGCACUAUGAUCAGGCUGACAAACAAUAACUGGCAGAUUUGGAAAUCCAAAAUGGAGGACAUCCUUUAUUGUAAGGAUCUGUAUGAGCCAGUUGAAGGAGAUAGUGCAAAGCCAAAAGAGAUGGCUGAAGCUGAUUGGAUAAAACUGAACCGGAAAGCAGUCGGCACAAUCAGACAAUGGCUUGAUGAUAGUGUUUAUCACCAUGUAGCAAGUGAGAAAAGUGCUCAUGAGCUAUGGAAGAAGCUAGAGUCAUUGUAUGAGCAGAAGACGGCAGUAGAAGCAAGCAACCUGGUAAUAAAAACUGCACGAAAUUCUCAAGACCUUCCAAACUUGAUGAUACCAAUUCCCCUCAAAAGACACACAUAUAAAAGAAAUAUGUGCUGCCUUCUGCUAAUAAAUGUUGGUUUUGUAAAAAAAAAAAAGCAAGCAUCAAUCUCCAAUUAUCCGGGUAUGCACACAUACAAACUGCAAAAAGCAUACCUCUCGUUUCUUAGCAAUCUCCUCCGUCUCCUCUAA